AUGUCCAUUAAGUUAGUCGUUGGAGGGCUCACCUUGAAUAUUAUUAGUACCUACGCACUACAAGUGGGGUUGGAAAAGGAGAUAAAAAGGCGUUUUUGGGAGGACUUGGACGAAGUGGUAGUAAAUAUACCGCCUACUGAGAAGUUAUUCAUAGGAGGAUAUUUUAAUAGGCACAUUAGGUUUGUUUCGACGGGCUAUGAUGAGGUGCAUAGAGGAUUUGGCUUUGAGAACAGGAAUGGUGGAGGAGUCUCACUCCUGGAUUUUGUAAAAGCUUUUGGAUUAAUGGUAGCCAACUCGAUUUUCUCGAAGAAAGAGGAACACUUGGUAACCUUCUGUAGCUUAAGGGCUACUGUGCAAAUAGACUUUUUGCUUCUUAGAAAAGAUGAUAAAGGCCUCUAUAAGGAAUGCAAGGUCAUACCAAGUGAGAAUCUUACAAUCCAACAUAAGCUAUUGGUGAUGGAUUUGGAGAUAAGAAGGAAGAAGAAGAAGAGGGUCAUGGAUGACCGAUCGAGGAUUAGGUGGGGUAGUUUGACUCCGUGUAGUUCCCUAGAGAUGGGGGAGAAGCUGAUGGCUAUAGGGGCAUGGGAUAGUAGGGAGGAUGCGAGCAGUAUAUGGGAUAGGACGGCCAACUGCAUUAGGAAAGCAACUAGAGAAGUAUUGGGGGUCUCACAAGGCUGUAGUGGUGGUCACCGAGGGGAUUAG
Molecule: messenger RNA, 702 nt
Organism: Solanum dulcamara
Lineage: Eukaryota; Viridiplantae; Streptophyta; Magnoliopsida; Solanales; Solanaceae
Exons: 1
Coding region: 1-702 (233 amino acids)
Biological process (GO): chromatin remodeling
Cellular component (GO): nucleus
Source: RefSeq, a predicted model, not a curated record